AGAGGCUGCAGGCAGGGCCAGGAGCUGCAGGAGGGGCUGCAGGCAGGGUCAGGGGUGGCCGUAUGGCUGCAGGAGAGGCUGCAGGAAGGGUCAGAAGCUGCAGAGGGAGCUGCAGGCAGGCUCAGAAGCUGCAGCAGAGCCGCAGGGCUGCAGGAGGAGCAGCAGGAGAGGCCGCAGGAGGGUCAGGAGCUGCUGCAGAGCUGCAGGGCUGCAGGAGGAGCUGCAGGAGAGGCUGCAGGCAGCGUCAGGAGCUGCAGGAGGAGCUGCAGGAGGGGUCAGAAGCAGCAGCAGAGCCGCAGGGCUGCAGGAGGAGCAGCAGGAGAGGCUGCAGGCAGCGUCAGGAGCUGCAGGAGGAGCUGCAGGAGGGGUCAGAAGCUGCAGGAGGAGCUGCAGGAGGGGUCAGAAGCAGCAGCAGAGCCGCAGGGCUGCAGGAGGAGCAGCAGGAGAGGCUGCAGGCAGCAUCAGGAGCUGCAGGAGGAGCUGCAGGAGGGGUCAGAAGCUGCAGGAGGGGCUGCAGGCAGGAUCGGGAGCUGCUGCAGAGCUGCAGGGCUGCAGGAGGGGCUGCAGGCAGGGUCAGAAGCUGCAGAAGGGGCUGCAGGGCUGCAGAAGGAGCAGCAGGAAGGGCUGCAGGAGGGUCAGGAGCUGCUGCAGAGCUGCAUGGCUGCAAGAGGAGCAGCAGAAGGGGCUGCAGGCAGGGCCAGGAGCUGCAGGAAGGGCUGCAGACAGGGUCAGGAGCUGCAGCAGAGCCGCAUGGCUGCAAGAGAAGCAGCAGGAGAGGCUGCAGGCAGCAUCAGGAGCUGCAGGAGGAGCUGCAGGAGGGGUCAGAAGCUGCAGAGGGAGCUGCAGGCAGGGUCAGGAGCUGCUGCAGAGCUGCAGGAGAGGCUGCAGGCAGGGCCAGGAGCUGCAGGAGGAGCUGCAGGCAGGGUCAGAAGCUGCAGCAGAGCCCCAGGGCUGCAAGAGAAGCAGCAGGAGGGGCUGCAGGCAAGGUCAGGAGGUGCUGCAGGACUGCAUGGCUGCAGGAAGGGCUCCAGGCAGGGUCAGGAGCUGCUGCAGAGCUGCAGGAGGGGCUGCAGGCAGGAUCAGGAGCUGCAGGAGGGGCUGCAGGCAGGCUCAGAAGCUGCAGCAGAGCUGCAUGGCUGCAGGAGGGGCUGCAGGAUGGGCUGCAGGCAGGGCCAGGAGCUGCAGGAAGGAGCUGCAGGGCUGCAGGAGAGGCUGCAGGAAGGGUCAGAAGCUGCAGAAGGGGCUGCAGGCAGGGCCAGGAGCUGCAGCAGAGCCGCAGGGCUGCAAGAGAAGCAGCAGGAGGGGCUGCAGGAGGGCCAGGAGCUGCAGGAGGGGCUGCAAGAGGGGCUACAGGCAGGGCCAGGAGCUGCAGGAAGGGCUGCAGGAGGGUCAGGAGGGGCUGCAGAGCUGCAUGCAUCCCUAUUUUCCCCCCCCCCCCCCUAAAUCCACAUCGCAUCUCCCUGACGCCGCCUCUCCGGGCCGCGGCCUUAGGCUACCUGGGCGACCUCCUGACUCCGUCGCCGUUACCCAUCACCGCCGCCACCGCCUCCUCUUCCUCUUCUUCUUCAUCACUUCACGUCCCAUCCCCUCCAUCCCUUUACCCCGUCCGCAACGCCGCGGAAUUACCGGAUAGCCCGGAGUCCUCGUCCUCGUCCUCGUCAUCAUCGGGCGUGGGUUACAUCAACGGCGACGCGGCCGUCAGCGAAGGUUACGCCGCCGACUCCUUCUUCAUCACCGACGGGCGUUCGCGGCGCAGAGCUUCGUCGCUGCAGCAGCAGCAGCAACGCAACCCGCAGCGCCACAGCUGCGGCGAGUGCGGCAAGAGCUACGCCACCUCGUCCAACCUGAGCCGCCACAAGCAAACCCACCGCUCGCUGGACAGCCAAAUGGCCAAGAAGUGCCCGACGUGCGGCAAAGUCUACGUCUCCAUGCCGGCCAUGGCCAUGCACCUCUUGACGCACGACCUGAAGCACAAAUGCGACGUCUGCGGCAAAGCCUUCAGCCGCCCUUGGCUGCUGCAGGGCCACAUGCGGUCGCACACGGGCGAGAAGCCCUUCGGCUGCGCCCACUGCGGCAAAGCCUUCGCCGACCGCUCCAACCUCCGCGCCCACAUGCAGACGCACUCGGCCGCCAAGCACUUCCGCUGCAAGCGCUGCAGCAAGAGCUUCGCCCUCAAGUCGUACCUCAACAAGCACUACGAGUCCGCCUGCUUCAAGGGCGGCGGCGGCGGCGAACGCGGCGUGGCUUCGCCGUUACGAGCGUGAAGACGGGGGAAAAAACACCCCAAAAAAGGAAAAAACGACUGAAAAAUAGCCCUUUUUCCGUGGGUUGCGCCGCGAAAAAAUAGGAGAAGAUCCUCUAUUCCGUUGGGUUUUAACCAAAAAAGAAGAGGAUCCUCUUUUUCGUUGGGU
Molecule: messenger RNA, 2411 nt
Organism: Cuculus canorus (common cuckoo)
Lineage: Eukaryota; Metazoa; Chordata; Aves; Cuculiformes; Cuculidae
Gene: SCRT1
Product: scratch family transcriptional repressor 1
Exons: 2
Coding region: 63-2264 (733 amino acids)
Biological process (GO): regulation of DNA-templated transcription
Cellular component (GO): nucleus
Molecular function (GO): RNA polymerase II cis-regulatory region sequence-specific DNA binding; DNA-binding transcription factor activity, RNA polymerase II-specific
Source: RefSeq, a predicted model, not a curated record